This is a messenger RNA of Etheostoma cragini (Arkansas darter), 1601 nucleotides long. Its product is annotated as proline-serine-threonine phosphatase-interacting protein 1-like. The record is from RefSeq and is a predicted model, not a curated record. The coding region runs from base 200 to 1489 and encodes 429 amino acids. Gene Ontology annotation, cellular component: plasma membrane; actin filament; cytoplasm. The transcript has 15 exons. Gene Ontology annotation, molecular function: actin filament binding. Gene Ontology annotation, biological process: actin filament polymerization. NCBI's taxonomy places the organism in Eukaryota, Metazoa, Chordata, Actinopteri, Perciformes, Percidae.
CUCUUCCUCAUUCAAAAUGACUCACGGACUUUUGGGCCACUCACGGUUUUAAACACCAUUUUGCUCAGCCACGAGCUUCAACAAAUUGUGUUAUAAUUGUUGGUGAGCGAUUGACUUUAGAGAGAAGUCCAGGAAAAGAAGUUUCCACUGAGAAAAGCAAGAAAGCAACUGUGUUAGGUUCAAGGAAGUAACAACUGAAAUGACACCUUUGAUGUUUAAAGAUGCUUUCUGGGGGUCAGACUUCACUUGUCAUGCCGGGUAUGAUGCUGUGAUCCAAAGGUUGCUAGAUGGAAGGCAAAUGUGCAAAGAUGUGGAGGAGCUUUUAAAGAUGAGGGCACUAGCAGAGGAGAAGUAUGGAAAGGAGCUGGUGACUAUUGCUCGAAAAGCUGGAGGACAAGUAGAGAUCAGCACCUUGAGGGCAUCCUUUGAACUAUUAAAAACACAAAUCGAGAACAUCGGUAACUUUCACAUCCAACUCUCUGAUAUAUUGAAAGAGGAGGUGAAAAAGAUUGAGACAUUCAGAGAGCGGCAGAAAGAGCAGAGAAAGAAGUUCCAAAGCAUCAUGGAAAAGGUUCAGAAGAAAAAGGUUUCUUUGUACAAGAAGACCCUGGAGUCUAAAAAGACCUAUGAGCUGAGAUGCAGGGAGGCGGACGACGCCGAACAGGGGAGUGAGAAGACAAAUGUUACAUCCAAAAACUCAGAAAAGGUCUCUUCCUGUGUAACAUUUGUUCCAAAGGUACGUCACAGAGCCAAGCACUGCAGACAGGCUGCCAAUGAAGCAGAGAAGCUGUACUUAACCAACAUUGAUCAGCUAGAAAGUGUUCGACAGGACUGGGAAGAAACGCACAAAAGCACCUGUGAGGUGUUCCAGCAGCUGGAGGGAGAUCGCAUCAGCAUGCUAAGGUGUGCUCUAUGGGACCACUGCAAUCAUUUCUCCAUGCAGUGUGUCAAAGACGAUGAGUCUAACGAGGAGGUGAGGAAGCUACUGGAAAAGUGUGACAUCACCACAGACAACAACUACUUCAUAGGGAUGAAAAGCACAGGAUCGAGGCCUCCAGAGCCCAUAGUGUUUGAGAGCUACUACCCGAGGGAGACGUUUGGGGACAACAAUGGCCAAGCACAUUUCGCAGGAGGAGAAUCCAUGAUAAUGAGGUGCUCCGAUCCCCUGCUCCAAGGUUCUGUGAACAUCAGUGCCGAAAGACUUCAAAACUCCGAGUCAGCACUGACACCUUUUGGCAAGUUUGAGACCCCAGACGGAGGAUAUGCACCCUUACCAGGCCUCCAGCAUGGAGCAUCGUUGGCCACAGUUUCAGCUGAUGAAGACAUCUACACUGUGCUUUAUGAAUAUGCUGCACAGGAAGUGGAUGAAUUGUCUGUGAGUCCAGGGGACGUGGUCCGAGUGUUGGAACAAGAAGAAGACGGCUGGUGGACAGUGGAGAUGAAUGGGCUGACUGGACUGGUGCCAGGAAACUUUCUGGGCAAAGUCUGAACACUCAUCCACAAACAAGAAAAUAAAGACAACAUGCACUCAAAUGACAACACACACAUAAACACACACGUUCAGUAUGUAUUGUGUCAAACUUACAAAGACACCUUAGUGC